UUAACACAAGACCUUCAACAACAGUGUAACGUUUCAUUUAACGAGGGGGGAAAAAAGUGUUGUUUGUGGCCAUUCGUGCGUAAAAAUGACCAAAUGCUCAUUAACAUGAGAGUUAUGGAACAGUUCUUACCUUCAGAGUUUGAAGGGACCCAUGCUCUGUGAUGAGAAGCUGCAGUGAUGAAGAGUUGUGGAGCUGAACGCCAGCAGGGUUACAUCACCUGCACCGCCGAAAUAUCUCUUUUCUUCGCGUUCGAGUUAAGCGGCGCCGAGUCCUGCGGUGAGAGGCGGCGAUGAUCCAAACCCCACAGAACUCAUCGGAAACAGACACAAACGGAUCUGUCUUCGGCGCACUCCUGUGUAUGAGCUAUGCGGGCAUUUCACGCCACAUUACACCCUGCGAGCCCCCCUCCUGGCGCAACUCGGAGCCAAGUUAUGGAUCUGGUGUGUGCGUCGGAGCAGCUGGUCGCAGUUGAACCGCGUGCCAGGCUUGUGUUGAUGCCCCAGCUGUGCAGCGAUCACCAUCACUUACACUGCGGAGCCACAGUCCCUCCUAUCGGCAGCCUCACAGCAACACCACAGUCCGUCCACAUGCAGCCACGCAACAUUACACACGCACGCCAUAAACAACACGCACGUGAAGGCAGCAUUGCUCAGUCCUGCCCUACCAGGAAGACGAGGAGGACCUAAAGACAAAACACGCCCUAUCUCAUCAGCAAUCUGGUCAUUCCAGGAGAUUCUCAUGGAAUUCCCCCUCCUUCAUGCAUCACUAUAUAACAGGAACAGAGGGGAAGAGGCCCAAAAGUAAAAGGAAGACACUCUUUCUAUCACUGCACAACGACCACAACAAUGGACAGUCAGGAGGUGGGGGAUUUACUGGAGGAGUGUGUCAAUACAGCAGCAGCAGCUCAUCAACAGUCCUCACAGUCCACUGAGGCAGCGAGGCAGAAUUACCACAGCUGCAAAGGCUCGCUGUGUGCAGAACUGGCUUCCCUCCUGCAGGAGGCGAUGGACAUGAAGUGGCCCUUUGUGCCAGAGAAGUGGCAGUACAAGCUGUCAGUCAGUGCCAAAGACAAAACCAACCUUAAUGACCUGAUCAGCAAGCACCUACCACAACUCCUGGCUGUUCUGAAGGCCUCCAUCAUGGCUCAGGAAGCGCGCACGGCACAGGCAGUGGUUUUCUUAGUGGACCGUUUCCUCUACUGGACAGAUGAGUCGAGUCGCCUGCUCAAGAUCACAAAGCUGCUCCACAGAUGCCACCCUGACACUCCCGUGGCCCCCCAGCUGGUCAUACGACAAGCCAGGGUCUACCUCAACUCUGGCAAACUGCAGAAGGCAGAGUACAUCCUGAGUCGUCUUAUCAACAGCAGCGGAGCCACAGGUUGUUGGUUGUACCACUCUGAAAGUGACAGGGCUCUUGUGCAGGCUGUCAGCGUUCAAGUGCGUGGGAUGAUUUUGCAAAAGCUCGGCCUGUGGUUACAGGCUGCAGAGUUGAUCUGGGCCUCUCUGGUCGGCUACUACUCCCUUCUUCAGCCUGAUAAAAAGGGCAUUUCAACUUCACUUGGAAUACUGGCCAACAUAUUAGUGUCAAUGAAUGACGAGGACUUUCGUGCCUUUAGGACAAAUCAAAAUAUCGAUUUGCAAUCUUUACUUGGGACUGUUAGUCAUCGCCUUCUUUCAGCGGCACAGGCAGCAAAGAUGGCAGUGGUUUACAGCCAGUACACUUCACUCUAUGUGUUGACUAAUGUGGCAACUCAAGGAACCUGCUUGUUAUCAUACAGUUUUUCAACUGAGUGCCUUGACUCGCAAAGGGAGUCUUUCCUCCAGCAGGCCAGGGAGGCAUUUGCAAUCGGUCUGCUCACCAAAGGAGAGGGUGAGCAGGUCACAAGCCAGCAGGAGCUCCACACCUUCCUCAAAGCUGCCUUUUCCCUUACUGUCACUCAUAAAUGGCUUGGCACUCCCCAGGAGGUUGUGGUUCAGGCGACACAAGCUUGCCAAAAAGCUUUAGCCAACUUCUAUGAUUACUGCCAUGCAGAUAAGCAAGACAAAGAUAGCCUCUGUACUGCGAUCAUACGCUCGGUAACCCGGGUCAAGCAUCUGCUGCAAGUGGAGCCCUUCAUUAAUUCGGAUAUGGCGUCUUUUAUUCCUGACAGCUACAGGGAUAUCAAAGACACUUCAGUAAAUUUCACUCUGGCAAGUUUCUCGAAGGUGAUGCAGAGAUUUCAGAAGUUCCAUGCGUCACUAUGCAAGACAACCGACCGAAACUGUAAAAGUAACAAAGAUGAGAUGGAUGGGGCAAGGCUGUGUAUAACUGCAUUGGGGACAACCCUUGGUACACUUAACACAGAAUGUGGCACUGAGGCUUUAAAAGUGUCCAAAGCUACACCUGAAGGAGAUGAUUCAUCAGCUGUGCAUCCACAGCAAAAUCCCAACCAGUGCCCCACUCUAGGAAGCACUGAUGACCUUGGCUCGUCAUGGCAGAACUUUUCUUUGAGUAGUUCUGGUUUCUCUUGGCCCAGCAGCAGUGGGUACACAGGAAGUGGUGUCUUAGGAGGUGGAGCAAAUACAAGAGAUCAAAACAAUCUGACCACUGAGGUUGAUGAAGAAAAAGCAGACAGCAUGUUUCAGUUCCCUGAUAAAAACAAGAAGCGAGACUUGAAUGGGUAUAGCUCCAGUGUAAAUUCUAGUCAAUUUCCAAGGUUCACUGCGUCCGCCACUUCCUCGUCGAAUGUGAGUAGUGAUUCAGAGAGAUUUGAAGUGAUGCAAGCUGGAGUAGAAACACUAGACACUGACGACUGGAUGCUCACUGGUGCUGGAUUGGCACAGAAACCGACGAGUGUUGAAGGAGAACCACAAUCCCUGUCUGAGCUAACUCUCAGGACAUCCUCCAGCUCACUCAACAACAGUCUCAGUUCCCAGUCAUCAUGGGAAAAAAUGUCCACUGACAUGAAUUCCCCCACAAACGGAAAACCUCAACCCACUGGACUAUCAAAAGCAGGAACCAGCCAAAGUAGCAAGUCACAGGAGUCAGACGGGAGCUUCUGUCUCUUGGAAACACUUGAUUCUGAAACCAGUGAUGUCGCUCGUGGUCCCACAUUCAAAGAUCAUACAUCAGGCGGGGAAUAUGGAGCAUCUUCUAAGCCACAAAACCCAAACAUUGACACAGCUGACUCUGUCACACCUGCUGCCAAGAGUUCUUCAGCCACCCCUCACCCAAAUAUGUCCCAGUGUGCCUCCACUGAAACGUCCACAGACAUUUCAUUUGAGAUGGUGGAGGUGAAUGAAGUCUCCUCUACAGAAAAAGGGGAUUCCACUCAGGUGAAGAACCCCUGGUGCUACAGCUGCCUGAUGCACAGCACCAACGGUGGCAAUACCCCAAAGAGGCAAUAUUUGUUGUCGCACAAGGAUUACCGAGCACUUCUGGCUGGUGUUUGCCAUGAAUGUUUGCUCAAGAGGUUACACAGUGAUGCAGUGCAAUUCAAACUUAAGGAGGACAAAACUUCCUACAGUGCUCUUCAGCUAAAGUUCUCCAAGGCCAAUGGACUGUGGACAGCGAGGGAGACCUGUGUCUACAUCGGAGAGCCAAUGGGGAUGCAGGGCAAGCAGAGAACAGCAAUAUGGGUGCAGUUUUUACACCAGGAGGAGAGGCUGAGCAGUUAUGUGGGCAAGGACUAUCUGAAACCGAAGCAAAUCCAGUUCCACCUGAGAGACGUGGAGCGACAGAUGACAGCCCAGUACUACGUGACCGAGUUUAACAAGAGACUCUACGACAAAGAUGCCAUGGCCCAGAUCUUCUUCAUACCCUCAGAAGCACUGCUGAUUUUGAAUGAAAAUGAGAUUGUGGGCUGUGUGACGGUGGAGCCCUACAUGCUCGGUGACUUUGUCAAACUAACAAACAACAAAGAGAAGAAGGACAAGCGUUUCCACGCAACAGAAUAUGGCCUCGCCUUCGGACACUUCACCUACCUGUUCUCUGACCGCCAGGAAGUUGUUGUCGACCUGCAAGGAUGGGUGACCGCCAAUGGCAAAGGGCUGACCUACCUCACUGACCCGCAGAUCCACUCCACGAAGGUUCCUCAGGGUCCCUCCAACUUCUCUGCCCGAGGCCUCAGGUACUUCCUGGAGGAGCAGCAUGGGCCAGAGUGCAAUGGCAUUUGCGAGCUGCUCAACCUCCCUCCAGUGGUCGGCGGGUCACAUGUUCUACCCUAAAAAGUGAAAAGAUAUUAUGUCAGUGAUGCUGUGUGAGCAGUUUCUGAAACUAGAACCGAUGAGCUAAACUACACUACUACUGUGCGUACUGUGUUUUAGAUAUCGUUGUGGUUUGCAUGUUCGUCUGUUCCUCUUAAUUUAUCAUAAUUAACAAUAAAAUAAUGUAUUUUCAGUUACCUAGUCCUAGAUACACUAGGUAACCUCGGGUUUUGUUUUUGAUAGCCAUAGAAUAUCAGAAAAGAUAUUAACUGAAUCAAUAUUUCUGCAGUGUACUAAAACAAGAAUAGGUUUUAGGCAAAUGCAGACUUGCAAAUUAAAAGUGAAAUCCUCGAAUUUCUGAAUGUUGUGCUACACUAAACUGUUAACAAUGUGGUACCCGUGUUAACAUGGGUGUUAUUUUUGUUUUGCCCUAUAGAAUAAUUGUUAUAUGUAUAUAAACAGAUUUUUGGCCUGGAAUAGUUUUUUACACAGUGUUUGACACAAAAUAAAUAAAAUAUAGAGUUUUGCAAUCUUU
Solea senegalensis (Senegalese sole) is the source of this 4720-nucleotide messenger RNA. RefSeq names its product alpha-kinase 1 (gene alpk1). The transcript is spliced from 15 exons. The record is from RefSeq and is a predicted model, not a curated record. Gene Ontology annotation, molecular function: ATP binding; protein serine/threonine kinase activity. Bases 847 to 4206 code for a protein of 1119 amino acids. Lineage: Eukaryota; Metazoa; Chordata; Actinopteri; Pleuronectiformes; Soleidae. Gene Ontology annotation, biological process: protein phosphorylation.